CAAGGUUCACAACAGCCAUAGCAACUGGAGAAGCAGGCUCCCAGUAGCCCAGCCCUUCAAACCCAGAUCUACCUAGGACAACCCACCUGCUUGGGUGCCAGCAACAAGUCUUUGCCCCAGGAUGGGGACCAUGUCCAGAGCAGCCUUGGUCUUGGCCUGUCUGGCUGUUACUUCUGUAGCCUCUGAGGGAGGCUCCGAGUCUCCAGGGCAGAGGGAGCUAGGCCCAGAGACCCUCACCUACCACAUUCAAGAAGUUGGCUAUGCAGCACCCCCCUCCCCACCCCGGACCCGAGCCCUCCCCAUGGACCAUCCUGACACCCAUCAGCGUGGCUCUGACUUUGAGGGACAGGGUGAAGUGCAGCCCCCUCGCUCUCUGGAAGCCAUCCCUAUCCAAGAGGAGGAGUUGCCUCCUCCCCAACUCCCUGUGGAAAACAAAGUGGACCCCCAUUUCCCUCAGGAAGCCAUCCCUCUCCAAGAAGAGCUCCCCCCUCCCCAGGACCCUGUUGAACAGAAGGAAAUAGAACCAUCUUUCCUACAUCAGGAGGAAAUGACCUUCCCAUCUAAGCAGAGAGAGGAAAAGCCAGCUCCUUUCAUGGAUCGUAGCUCCCCCGAGCCUGAGUCUUGGAAUCCAGCCCUGCACUGCCAGCAGGGCCGAUCCCGAGGGGGCUGGGGCCACCGGCUGGAUGGCUUCCCCCCUGGGCGGCCUUCUCCAGACAAUUUGGACCAGAUCUGCCUUCCUAAUCGUCAGCAUGUGGUGUAUGGCCCUUGGAACCUGCCACAGUCUGGCUUCUCCCACCUUACUCGCCAGGGUGAGACCCUCAAUUUGCUGGAGACUGGAUAUUCCCGCUGCUGCCGCUGUCACAGCCACACAAACCGCUUGGACUGUGCAAAACUCGUGUGGGAGGACGCAAUGACCCGAUUCUGUGAGGCCGAGUUCUCGGUCAAGACCCGACCCCACUGGUGCUGCAAACAGCAGGGGGAGGCUCGAUUCUCCUGCUUCCAGGAGGAAGCUCCCCGGCCACACUACCAGCUCCGGGCCUGCCCCAGCCACCAGCCUGGUAUCUCCUCGGGCCCCGAGCUGCCUUUCCCCCCCGGGGUACCCACACUGGACAAUGUCAAGAACAUCUGCCACCUAAGACGCUUCCGUUCUGUGCCACGCAACCUCCCAGCUACUGACCCCAUCCAAAGACAGCUGCAGGCAUUGACCCGGCUAGAGGGGGAGUUCCAGCGCUGUUGCCGGCAGGGGAACAACCACACCUGUACAUGGAAGGCCUGGGAGGAUGCCCUUGAUGGAUAUUGUGAUCAGGAACAGUCUGUCAAGACCCACCACCACUCGUGUUGCCACUACCCUCCUAGCCCUGUCCGUGAUGAGUGCUUUGCCCGUCGGGCUCCCUACCCCAACUAUGACCGGGACAUCUUGACUCUAGACCUCAGCCGAGUUACCCCUAACCUCAUGGGCCAUCUCUGUGGAAAUGGAAGAGUUCUCAGCAAGCAUAAACAAAUUCCUGGGCUGAUCCGGAACAUGACUGCCCACUGCUGUAACCUGCCGUUUCCAGAGCAGGCCUGCUGUGCUGAGGAGGAGAAGUUGGCCUUCAUUGAGGAUCUGUGUGGUCCCCGACAUAAUUUCUGGCGAGACUCUGCCCUCUGCUGUAACCUGAAUCCUGGAGAUGAACAGACCAACUGCUUCAACACUUACUAUCUGAGGAAUGUGGCUCUAGUGGCUGGAGACAGUGGGGAUGACAAGGGCCAGGGCAAGCAGGGCCAAGGGGGAAGAAGUAUCAGCCCCACCCCAGAGCCCAAGGAAGAGUGAGUCACCCCAGAGCCUUGGAUGAUCAGAUUGGGGGAACCCCACCCUCCUUGAGCACUCAUUACAGUAAACACCUCUUGGAUUUGGCAUCCUCAUUGUCUUUAGCAUCUCACAUACAAACACACCCUCCUAAGCCUGCUUGGAUUUUCUUCAGGGACUGGCCUCUGAGGCCCACUGCCCUGCCCCUUCUGACUGAGCAGAACUAUUCCACAGGCUAUGAUGGUACCAUAACUAAAUGUCUUAAUUUCA
Mustela lutreola (European mink) is the source of this 2056-nucleotide messenger RNA. It is a transcript of the gene ECM1, whose product is annotated as extracellular matrix protein 1. NCBI's taxonomy places the organism in Eukaryota, Metazoa, Chordata, Mammalia, Carnivora, Mustelidae. Gene Ontology annotation, biological process: signal transduction; regulation of bone mineralization. Gene Ontology annotation, cellular component: extracellular region. The record is from RefSeq and is a predicted model, not a curated record.